Molecule: messenger RNA, 3018 nt
Organism: Drosophila montana
Lineage: Eukaryota; Metazoa; Arthropoda; Insecta; Diptera; Drosophilidae
Gene: sens
Product: senseless
Exons: 4
Coding region: 734-2419 (561 amino acids)
Biological process (GO): regulation of transcription by RNA polymerase II
Cellular component (GO): chromatin; transcription regulator complex; PcG protein complex
Molecular function (GO): DNA-binding transcription factor activity, RNA polymerase II-specific; RNA polymerase II cis-regulatory region sequence-specific DNA binding
Source: RefSeq, a predicted model, not a curated record
CAACAACAUGAGCUGCGCACGAUCAAAGCAACUGAUAGAGAGGAGAACAGGAGGCGCGGGCUCUGGCGCUGCGUAACUGUGUGUCUUGACCCUUACAACAUGCAGGACAACAACAACAACAACAGCAGCAACAACGGCUGCCAACUGCUGCCAAAGGUGAAAAACCAGAGUUGGCAACACACGCACACACACACACACGCACACACACACAUGCACAAAAGGGCUCAAGAGCCACCACUAAAGUCAACAUUCGGGCACCAAUACGCGCGCAACGAGGGUUCGUUUUGAUUCGGCUCACACAAACACGCGCACACACACAGACAGAGCCUCGAUUUUCGGGCCAAGUCGCCGUCGUCGUCGUCGUCGUCGCUGUUGCCUGGGCCCGGCACUCGCUUCACCGUUGGCUCAAUUUAGAACCGCACAAUCGGCUAAAGAUUCAGUCAGGUGCGAAGCACCGAGCGAUACAGACGUCUACGUCUCACAGCCGAGCCAAGUUUCAUACUCAAAGAUCUGUUACCAAAAAAAAAGAAGUUAGCUAAUAUCAGCUUGAGGCAGCAGCAAAAGCGAUCGUUUACCGCGAGAUUUAACGCCGUGUCGCCGUUGAAAUUGAUCCAAAAAUUAAAUAUAUACACAUAUAUAUAUAAACGAAUAUUGUUGACCCAAGUGAAUAAAGUGCAUUUUUGUUGGCCAACUGCUGAGACCAAAGUAAACAGCCAGUGCUCAAGGCCAAAAUAUGAAUCAUUUGUCACCGCCGCCAUCGCCGCACUCGCAGCCAAGUCCGGCGGGCUACGCGGGUCCAUCGCUGGACAAGCAAUGGAUGCAGCGAGCCUCGGCCUUUAACACCGUGAUAGCAUCGGCAGCGGCCCACAAAUUGAACAACAGAGAACUGCCCUUCCUCUACAAUCCGCUGCUCUACUCCAGUGCCCUGCUCUGGCCACAAUUUCUGCUCUCUUCGGCCUCGGCGCUGGGCACACCAUUAACACCCAUGACGCCCAAAUCGCCCGCCUCCAUUGUGCUGAGCCAGCGCGAUCGCGACUUUGCGCUAACGCCCGAAAAGGAGCAGGAGCUGCAGCACAACAGCAGCGGCAGCAGCAAGCAAGUGCUGCUGCCGCAGGACGAGGACAUGCCACUGAAUCUGAGCACCAAACAGCGUGCCAGAUCCCACUCGGACCAGGAUCACGAUCACAAUAGCAGCAGCAGCAGCCACAGUGGCAGCCUGAGCGGUGGCAGCCUCAGCGAUGAGCCCGAGCAGCCGCUGCAUCUGAGCACGCUCAGCAAUGCCACGCCUCCGCCUUUGAGGGCUGUGAACCUGAAGACGGCAAACAGCGGCACGCCGCAGCAGCGCCGCUCGCAGGGCAACAUAAUUUGGUCGCCAGCUUCCAUGUGCGAGCGCUCCACGCGGCAUGAGGCAGUGGCAGUGGCGGCAGCAGCAGCAGCGGCGGCAGCGGCAGCGGAAGACUACGAGGAGCAGCAAGUGGAUCCCAUAGUGCGCAAGUUCAAGUACGAAAGACGCUCGGCUGCCUCCGUAUCCUCGCUGCAGUCGCCGCUGUCCUCGCUGGUGCCGCAGACCAAUGUUGCGCAGGAUCUGGACUUUGAGACCGCGCAGCAGCAGCUGUACGCGCAUCGCAGCGCCUUCAUGGCCGGCCUAACUGGCAACAAUCUGGAGUUGCUGACGCAGCACCUGAAGACGCAGCAGCAGCAGCAACAACAACAACAACAGCAGCAGCAGCAGCAUCAGGUUAAGGCCGAAAUCGUGGCCGAGCAGGACAACAACCGUUCGGCAGCCGCGCUCAUGGGUCUUGUGGCAGUCGCCGAAUUAGGCUACAUGCGUAAUCAACACCAGCAACAGCAACAGCAACACACGACCCAGCAGCAGCAGCAGCAGCAACAACAACAUCAGCAGCAACAGUUGCAUCUACAGCAGCAGCAGCAGCAGCAACAUCCUGAUUCAACGGCCACAGAUGUUGCGCGUCGUUCGUCCUCCUCAUCAUCGUAUCAUGGCGAGUGCGAGGAGAAGCGCAGCGGCAGAAAUUUUCAGUGUAAACAGUGCGGCAAGUCGUUCAAGCGCUCCUCAACACUGUCCACACAUCUGCUAAUACACAGCGAUACCCGGCCGUAUCCCUGCCAGUAUUGCGGCAAGCGAUUCCAUCAGAAGUCCGACAUGAAGAAGCACACCUACAUACAUACGGGUGAGAAGCCGCACAAAUGCACCGUCUGCCUGAAAGCCUUCAGCCAAAGCUCGAACCUGAUCACGCACAUGCGCAAGCACACGGGCUACAAGCCCUUCGGAUGCGGACUCUGUGAUCAGUCCUUCCAGCGCAAGGUGGACCUGCGCCGUCAUCGGGAGAGUCGACACGAGGAGGCAGCUGGAGCCCUGACGCCGCCGAUCAAAAUGGAGGUCAGCAGCAGCAGUUGCUAGAAGCGAGCGAGCGUGCGAUCGAUUGGAUCAUCUGUAACAUCUGUAGAUAUAUAUAGAACAUGUCUGAGACACAAACCAGACCCAGUGGGGAUUACCCGAAACCAGUAACAACCACCAAGUUGGCCCGCCUGCAAAUGCAAAGUCGUCUAAGUCUAAGUCGUCGCUAUGAAGCCAAAGUUUGUUUUGUUUGGGCAUCCGAAUACAUUGUUAAGGGAACCGAAGGAACAUUUCUCCCAUUUAUUUUGCUCAAUCCUAGACCUAAGCUCUGUACAUACUGACAAAAAAAAACCAUUUACAAGACUUCUCUAAUAGACCUAAAUACAGUAUGCUUAAGUAAAUAUUAUUUAGAAUUAAGCUAACAUAAUUUAUUGCAUAGAAAAUGUUUUUUAUCUUUUCAAUUUGUUUUACCCUAAAUACCAAAUCCAAAAUUGGCAAAGAAAACGCAGCUAAAAGUACCAAAGACUCCAAAAAAAAACAACAACAAGAAAAAGAAAACUUGGCAAAGCUUGAUUUAAACCUAACUUAUCGAAAUUUUUGUCUGUACCAUUGUUUAAUUUACGAAAUAUUUAUUUUUAUAUAAAUUAUCUAAGCCCUAUUGA